CCAGAUGGGCUUAGGCUUUAUUGUAUAGACUGGAAUAUUUCGGUACAGCUGUUGGUACAGGCUUUGAAGAACUAUUUCACAUCUAUACAUGCAUAUAACUUAUUUUCGCUUUUUUAUGUUAUUACUAGGUAGUUAUUACUAGGUAGUAUAAAUAUUACAUUGGUUCUGCAUUUCUCGUAGAAGAGAAUAUUUUAUGGAAAGGUUUGCUGCCAACGGGAAUUACCGAUUAAAUUAGGUAGAAACUUAUGAAAGGUCGGCUUAGGCUUUAUUUUAUAGACUAAGGCGAUGGCCAGCGAAAAGGGAUGCUAUUGAAUAAAUUUAAUGCACCCAACAGCCUGUAACCAGUCAUCAGCUAUCGUGAACAGAGAAGAAGACCUCACCACGCUGACACGUGACUAGCCCUAUCACCGACUACAAGCUGGAGGGUAAUAUGUGAGACAUUGCUGACAUCAAUCCCAUCUACUCAGAGCGCAGUAAGCAUCAUCACCUGACAGGUCAAACCCAGGUGACUCAACAUAAGCUGAAUCUUCACAAGACUUGUGAUUGGAUGUCUGUCGACUGAAAAGUUGCAUUCUUUGUAUACAUAGCUAUUUCCACCAUGAGCUGUGAAGUUAGGAACGAAAAGUGUCCGUUUCAAAUACAAUGCUUAUUUCCCACUAAUGCUGAUGAUAAACGACCUUUUACUCUUUACUUUUAUUCUUCCCAGGGAAGUCAAGAACGAGUACUUGGCUGUGCGUACAACGGAAACCAUACAUGCUUUCACAAAAAUGGAUUCGAGAUCACACAUAAAGGUUUUAACGAUGCCACCAUCACAGUUCCUGACACAUUUGCAACAAGCAAUGGUUCAUUUGUUUGCAAGAAAGGAUACAUUGAUACGUUUAAAAAUUGUUCGUACCAUCCUUCAGAAAUCUGCAAUACUAUUAGCAGCACUGAGUCUGGAAUCGGUCUUGAGACGACUACAAAAGGUGUUGACUUCACUUUAACCACUGAACAGGUCGGAAAUAAAGAUGUCAGUCCUGCAGUUCUUGCUGGUGUGAUUCUAGGAUUAAUCACCGUCAUUGCGCUUAUCAUCGUCAUCGUCUGUCUGCUGCUCAGGAAAUACAGACCUAAGAGUUAUGGGCGUUCCAAGAAAUCUCCAAUAUACACCGUUGCUACACCAGUCAUCGUUAGCGACGAAUACAACAAAGUCUUUCUUUGGAAAGAAAACAACCAUGUAAACCAACUGACGACUGACCCUGCAUCACCUAGCUUCAAUGGAGGCAUUGUGGAAACAAAGGACCUGCUCCACUGGGAUGACGAACUAACCAUCAAUGCGCCGACGGCAAACGCCGACCAGGAGCACACAUCUACUGACAACGAGAACAAUGGCGAUUCUUGGUGGAAAUUGUGAUGAAAUGAAGGCGGCUGUAGAGGGAUGGUGUUACCAUCCGAGGGGAAAGGGGUCUCUUUAGCUGGCUCGCUCCGCCCGCUUUCGCCCUCACACUCAGUCACCCGCCCGUUCACACGUCCGCACGCGUAACGACUAAUAGCCACUCUCACCCACGUGCGCAAACACACAACUGACAAGACAGUUGUACAGAUUAUAUAAUUAUAAUUGAAACAAAAAAGCAAAUUAGGUUGACGUGAAAACAGUUACAGAAGAAUGGAUUUAGAGAUAAUUUGAUCUUACGUCAGUAUGUGCAUAUAUGUCCGGACACACGAUCCGCCUCUGACCCACAGUUCACAGUUUUAGAAUAUAGUGGGUCCUCCUCGAACACGAACUGUCCUUGUUCGUUGAAGAUUACCGCUCACCUACCUUGUCCUUUGUUUCCUGAAGAUGAGUGCAGCUGGCUGCAUGCACCUUAUCUUCUAGAUGAUUUCUUGCCACUGUCCCACCACAGUUGCCCCAGGCAAAGGAUGCAGCGACGAUGCUCGGAGUAGAGAUGUCUUGUAUGCUGAACGUUGUUUCCUGAAGAUGGGUGCAGCUGCCUGCAUGCACCUGGUCUUCUGGUUGAUUUCUUGCCACUGCUCCACCGCAGUUGCCCCAGGCAAUAGAUGCAGCGACGAUACACGUAGCAGAGGUGACUUGUAUGCUGGUCUGUAGGUGACCACACUGGACCGGUGGCACGGUGGGGUCUGCCAGCCGCUGCCUCGCACGUCUUGCUGCCGGACACAGUUAACUCCCCGCUUGUCCAGGGGAAAAAUCAGCCUCUUGGUUACAGUGCACACCCUCCUCUCUUUAUAACCACAAAUGCCAGCAGGUAGUGAUACGUUCUGACUGAACGGGCUUCCCUGUUUCAGACCUGCUGCCUGCGACUGAAUAACACUCAGAGACGACGUCUCUGCUGGAACACGAGGGAAAAAGCCCCGACUACACAUCUACCCUAAAUUAUAUACUAAGAGGACACGUGACUACUCGCCACUCAAUCUACCAGGUCCUGACGCUAUCGCUCUAACACUAAAACAACUACUGACUGCGCUAUUCUCAGGUACCUGUGACAUCUACCGUUCCUUUCUCUCACGAUCGGCCACAUCAACCUCUGACUUCCGCGACCCUCAGUCGGAUUCUCUCAUUCAGCCGGUAUAUAAAAAAGUAAUUCGAAGGUGGGGGGAGGGAAAGUAAAUAACACAUAAGCAAACGGGAUAUUUUGUUUCUAUCAUAAUUUAGGAACGCCUUUCUAUCUUUCGCCACUUUUCCUUCUGAUUUGAAGAACUGGAUGAUCUGAAUAAUUAGGCCAGAAAGACUUUUUAAGAGAUUAUGUUGUAAAAAGUAAUGCAGAUAGCAGAGAGGUAUUUUGAUGCUUAAUUUUCCCGGUGA
Messenger RNA from Pomacea canaliculata, 2797 nucleotides. RefSeq lists its product as uncharacterized. The record is from RefSeq and is a predicted model, not a curated record. Bases 599 to 1390 code for a protein of 263 amino acids. Lineage: Eukaryota; Metazoa; Mollusca; Gastropoda; Architaenioglossa; Ampullariidae. The transcript has 11 exons.